Brassica oleracea var. oleracea is the source of this 1027-nucleotide messenger RNA. Its product is annotated as protoheme IX farnesyltransferase, mitochondrial. Gene Ontology annotation, biological process: heme biosynthetic process. The record is from RefSeq and is a predicted model, not a curated record. NCBI's taxonomy places the organism in Eukaryota, Viridiplantae, Streptophyta, Magnoliopsida, Brassicales, Brassicaceae. The coding region runs from base 155 to 856 and encodes 233 amino acids. Gene Ontology annotation, molecular function: protoheme IX farnesyltransferase activity. Gene Ontology annotation, cellular component: membrane; mitochondrion. The transcript is spliced from 5 exons.
AUCUUUGAGAUAAGCAAUGAUGCGAAGAUGAAGAGAACGAUGCGGAGACCGUUGCCUUCAGGACGCAUCAGUGUUCCACAUGCUGGUGCGUGGGCUGUGAUUGCUGGUGCUUCUGGUGCUUGUUUGUUAGCUACCAAGGUUGUUGCAGACUAAUAUGGUGGCUGCUGGACUUGGGGCUGCUAAUCUUGUUCUUUACGCGUUUGUUUACACUCCGUUGAAGCAGCUUCACCCUGUUAAUACUUGGGUGGGUGCUGUUGUUGGUGCCAUUCCACCUUUACUUGGGUGGGCUGCAGCUUCUGGUCAGAUCUCUUUAAAUUCGAUGAUUCUUCCAGCUGCUCUUUACUUCUGGCAGAUUCCUCAUCUUAUGGCUCUUGCACACCUCUGCCACAGUGAUUAUGCAUCUGGAGGUUACAAGAUGCUGUCGCUCUUUGAUCCAACAGGGAAAAGAACAGCAGCAGUGGCUCUUAGGAACUGCUUUUACAUGGUCCCUCUCGGUUUCAUUGCCUAUGACUGGGGCUUGACAUCGAGCUGGUUCUGCAUAGAAUCAACACUUCUUACAAUGGCAAUUGCUGCGACAGCGUUUUCAUUCUACCGACACGGUACCAUGGAAAAAGCGAGGAAGAUGUUCCACGCCAGUCUUCUCUUCCUUCCAGUGUUCAUGUCUGGUCUGCUUAUACACCGUGUCUAUGAUGAUAACCAGCAACCAGUCCUAGAAGUAGCCGGUUUAUCAAACUCUGCAUCAAGUGAAGUAAUACAAACUCAAAGGAGAAAGAAACGUGCUGCUCAGGCUCCAGUGGCUUAUGCUUCUGCCGCACCGUUUCCUUUCCUCCCAGCUCCUUCCUUCUAUUCUCCAUAAAAAGCAAAGCUUUUGAAGAGUAAUACACAUUUUUUUUUUCAACGACAGUUAUAGAAUUAUUCUGAUACUGUUUUGAGUAUAAUCUUUGGGUAAUAAGGAAGUGAAGAACGCAUACUACCAGUUUUAUGUAUUUUUUGGAUCCACAAUAUAUAUUUUAUUUUGUUUGAAGUU